This is a messenger RNA of Drosophila ficusphila, 1179 nucleotides long. It is a transcript of the gene Or85f, whose product is annotated as odorant receptor 85f. Lineage: Eukaryota; Metazoa; Arthropoda; Insecta; Diptera; Drosophilidae. The coding region runs from base 1 to 1179 and encodes 392 amino acids. The transcript is spliced from 4 exons. Gene Ontology annotation, biological process: detection of chemical stimulus involved in sensory perception of smell; sensory perception of smell. Gene Ontology annotation, molecular function: olfactory receptor activity; odorant binding. The record is from RefSeq and is a predicted model, not a curated record. Gene Ontology annotation, cellular component: plasma membrane.
AUGGAACCAGUGCAGUAUAGCUACGAGGAUUUUGGUCGGCUGCCCACCUCUGUGGUUCGGAUAAUGGGUUACGAUAUGCUGGAAGUGCCGAAGACCCUAUCCCAAAGGAUACUAAUGCGACUAUAUCGCUUUCUAUGCCUCGGUAGUCACAUCGUCUGCGUGGCGUUCAUGAUAUUUCGGAUUAUGGAGGUGAAAACUAUUGACAGUGUGACGAUGCUGAUGCGUUAUGGCACUAUGGUUACCUAUGUCAUCAAUUCGGAUACGAAGUACUUCACCCUCAUGCAACGAGUUGCCAUCCAGAGUCUGAACUCCAAACUGGCCGAGCUGUAUCCGAAGACCACACUGGACAGACUUCAUCAUCUGGUGAACGAGCACUAUUGGCCAAAACCAAUUGUCUCCGUGAUAAUCAUUUACAUUAGCUCCUCGGCGAUGGUUGUAGUCGGACCGAUUAUUACAUCGAUGGUGUCCUAUUUCACAAGCCACGGGUUUUCCUACAUGCACUGCUAUCAGUACUUUGAAUUCGAUCCUGAAAAGCAAUCCGUUUGGAUAUACGUGGGCAUUUAUGUCCUGGAAUGGCUGCACAGCACUCAGAUGGUCAUCUCGAACAUUGGCGCAGACAUCUGGCUGGUGUACUUCCAGGUCCAGAUUAUUCUCCAUUUCAGGGGUAUCAUACGAUCGGUAGAGGAUUACAAACCCAGCGUGGAUCACGACCUGGAUGAUCAACAAUUCCUGGCUAAGAUUGUGGACAAGCAGGUGAUACUCGCCAAUCUUCAAACGGAUAUCAAUGGAAUCUUUGGCCGAUCGUUGCUUUUGAGCCUGCUGACCACCGCUUCGGUUCUCUGCACUGUGGCGGUUUAUACGCUGAUUCAAGGUCCAAGUUUGGAGGGAUUUUCCUAUGUGUUCUUCAUCGGCACUUCGGCCAUGCAGGUGUAUUUGGUUUGCUAUUAUGGACAGCAAGUCCUGGAUUUGAGUUCCCAAGUGGCCCAUGCCGUGUACAACCACGAUUUUCAUGACGCCUCUAUAGCUUACAAAAAGAUUUUGCUGAUCAUUAUUAUUAGAGCACAGCAGCCCGUGCAAUUGAGUGCCAUGGGGUACCUGCCCAUAUCGCUGGAUACUUUUAAGCAGCUGAUGAGUGUUACUUACCGGGUUAUAACCAUGAUAAGACAGAUGAUUCAGUAG